Hylaeus volcanicus is the source of this 1096-nucleotide messenger RNA. RefSeq lists its product as uncharacterized. The coding region runs from base 508 to 1005 and encodes 165 amino acids. Gene Ontology annotation, molecular function: nucleic acid binding. The record is from RefSeq and is a predicted model, not a curated record. The transcript is spliced from 3 exons. Lineage: Eukaryota; Metazoa; Arthropoda; Insecta; Hymenoptera; Colletidae.
UUUAAAAUCUCGAAUAAACCGUUGGCAAUCUGCGCCAGCGGAUAAUCUUUUCCUGCGUGGUGGUUUUUGAUCAUCGACAGACUUUUGUCGAGAGCGGUGUAGUGCGAUGCCUACCGCAAAAUCUCGUGUCGAAUUCCAACCGAAAAUAGACGCGGUACAUAAACCACUAGAGGAAAAGAGAGGACGAAUCGGGCAGAUGAGAGGAGAAAGUGGGAAGGAAGCCGGAACGGAGAUUUGUUGAAUUUUAGCUCUAGGAAAUCUUAACCUGUAACACGUGCAAAAUCUUUUCUACAGUUUUCGAGCUUUUACCACAAUGACCGCCAUGUUGGCCCACCGAUGACCGAUGCUUCCAAACUUCCAAUGUAUUUUUAGAACGCUUGCAUCUAAUAAAAAAGAAACUUGCAAACUUUCCAAUCAAGUUACUAUCGCUACAAAUGCUAGAAAUAAGAAUGACUCAACCAACUGUUGAAUAUUUCUAUUUUUUACAUAAUAGUUUAAGCAAACGUCAUGGAAAACUUGCGCGGCGGUCAACGCGUUAAAAUACAUCUUCAAGCCAAUCAGACAAUGGUUCGCUAUUGUCUUUGUUCGUCCAAGAGGAUACAAUUUUGGAUGGAUUUUGCAAAUUGCUACCAGAAGUCACUAUUCUGUAGGCAUAUGCGUGUAGACGAACGGUUGUAUACAGCCAUAAAACAUCACGUCGCGCGCCGUCGACUGCUCGACAAAAAGAGACAGAGCCUGGUAUUUCGAGGUCGCAUUCGUAGGAUCGCAGAGGCGCGACCGAAGCUACUACAUCAAAGGAAGAACUUAGAAAUUACAAAUGGUUGUUGGUUUAUACAAGAUGGCGCGCCUCUAUGGAGGCCACGAAAGGUUUUGGAAGCUAUUAAUCAGCAAUUUGGCAAUAAUGUGGUUACGCUGGGCUAUCCGAACCAUUACCCUAACGCCACGGAAUGGCCUCAUUACUCUCCUGACUCGAGUUCGUGUGGUUUCUUUACUUUAGUGCUAUAACAAAGACAUAGUGUACAGGAGUCGCUCUUCAAGUACGAUGGAAUUAAAAGACCCCAUUUUCAAAGCGUUUCAAGCUUUUAUUAUUUAUCUA